AUGGCUGUCGCUGAUAUUGGUCUUAUCGGUUUGGCUGUAAUGGGACAAAAUUUGGUCCUUAAUAUGAAUGAUCAUGGUUUCACAGUUGCCGUUUUCAAUCGUACUGUUUCCAAAGUGGAUGAAUUUUUGGCGGGCCCAGCGAAAGGGACAAAAAUAAUUGGGACUAAGUCUCUCGAAGAAUUUGUAAGCAAACUGAAAAAACCACGAGUUGCGAUGUUGUUGGUGAAAGCCGGUGAUGCGGUUGAAGGUUUCAUCGAAAAAUUAGUCCCACUAUUGGAACCGGGAGAUAUCAUCGUUGAUGGUGGCAAUUCAGAAUACAUGGAUACCGAUAGGCGAUGUAAUUACCUGAUGGAGAAGGAGAUACUUUAUGUUGGAUCUGGUGUCAGCGGUGGGGAAGAAGGUGCACGUCAUGGACCAAGCCUGAUGCCCGGUGGUAAUCCAAAAGCGUGGCCUCGUAUUCGGCCAAUCUUUGAGGCCAUUUCCGCAAAAGCCAAAACGGGGGAGCCUUGUUGUGGCUGGACUGGACCGGGCGGUUCCGGACAUUUUGUGAAAAUGGUUCAUAACGGAAUCGAAUAUGGUGACAUGCAACUGAUUGCCGAAGCCUAUCAUCUGAUGCGAGAUGUGGCCAAACUGUCCAAUGGAGAAAUGUCCCAGGUGCGUACCUCUACAUCGUCUCCCUUUCGCUUUUCAUCUGUCCUUCUCCUGUUUCAAAAUAAUGUGAAAAGCUAA
Echinostoma caproni is the source of this 729-nucleotide messenger RNA. The record is from the annotation of a GenBank genome assembly. NCBI's taxonomy places the organism in Eukaryota, Metazoa, Platyhelminthes, Trematoda, Plagiorchiida, Echinostomatidae.